AUGACCAAGGGGUAUGGUCAUGAGUGUCAUGGGCCUGGAUGCUCAAGAAGCAGGAGGGUCACAGGUUCAUAUGGAAGGAGCACAGGUAUCGAAGACCUAGUCGAUACCAGUAGAGAGCAUGGUCGUAGUGCAGUCUCCAUGGAGACCAUGGACUCCUAUGGACUCACAUGCAAAGGAGAACCGAGCCACAUGCGAGGAGGGCCAGGCACAGCCACGAGGAGGACCAAGCUCAAGGAGCAGGCACAGCCACGAAGAGGACCAAGCUCAAGGAGCAUGCAGAUGGUUACCACUCAGGGGCUCGAGAGACAAGAGCCAAAGGAACUGACACUGAUCAAAGGAGGAGGAGCAGUGUCGAAGGAGUCGACACCAGGUCAUGAGGAGGAGGAGCAGUGUCGAAGGAGUCGACAUCAGGUCAUGAGGAGGAGGAGCAGUGUCGAAGGAGUCGACACAGCUCAAGAGGCACAGGGGUGCCAAGCAGGAGAGGCCCCUGAGCAGUACUCGAUGAAGAAGGUACUCUCUGGAGAGAGAGCAGGAGCAGCAUCGCUGGCAAUGCUGAGAAGAGGUAUAUAA
Molecule: messenger RNA, 570 nt
Organism: Ustilago hordei
Lineage: Eukaryota; Fungi; Basidiomycota; Ustilaginomycetes; Ustilaginales; Ustilaginaceae
Exons: 1
Coding region: 1-570 (189 amino acids)
Source: RefSeq, a predicted model, not a curated record